Messenger RNA from Psammomys obesus (fat sand rat), 456 nucleotides. Its product is annotated as histone H3.3A-like. Gene Ontology annotation, cellular component: nucleosome. Gene Ontology annotation, molecular function: structural constituent of chromatin; DNA binding; protein heterodimerization activity. NCBI's taxonomy places the organism in Eukaryota, Metazoa, Chordata, Mammalia, Rodentia, Muridae. The record is from RefSeq and is a predicted model, not a curated record. The coding region runs from base 1 to 456 and encodes 151 amino acids. The transcript has a single exon.
AUGGCCCCAAGCAAGCAGAUCCAGAUCGCUAGGAAGUCCACCAGGUGGGAAAGCCUCCCUCCCCGCCCCCACCAGCAAACAGCUGGCCACCAGGCAGCCAAGAAAAGUGCGUCCUCUACCGGAGGGGUGAAGAAAUCUCCUGGCAAUAGGCCUGGGGCCACUGCUCUACCAAAAUCUACUGAGCUGCUCGUAUGGGAGCUGCCUUUCCAGAGGUUGGUGAGGUUGGCCCAGGCUUUCAAAACCGACUUGAGGUUUCAAAGGGCAGCCAUUGGUGCGCUUCAGGAGGCUGGUGAAGCAUAUCUCGUGGGGUUGUUUGAAGAUAACAAUCUGUGUGCCAUCCACGCCGAGAGAGUCACCAUCUUGCCCAAAGACAUCCAGUUGGCUCGCCAGACACAGAGUGGGGGUGGGAGAAGAGAAGCUAAGUCAAGUCAAGGAGGUUUUUAUGGCAUUUUGUAG